UUUGUUAUUCUUUUUAAACAUAUAUUAUAAUAAAAACAAUUAAUUAUUUUUAAAAAUAAUAGUUUCACGAAUUUUAUUAAACUCUCGUCACGUUAUCAGUAGUCACGUUCCGACAUCUUUCUUCGGUGACCUUGUUCUGUAGAAGGCACACGCAAUAGUUAUAAAUUAUGGCACCACCAUCAUUUAGUGACUUAGGGAAAGCUGCAAGAGAUGUCUUCAGCAAAGGAUUCAAUUGGGGAUUUUACAAGCUAGAUGCUAAGACAAAGACAAAAAAUAAUGUUGAAUUUAAAGCUGGUAUUAGCUCAAACAGAGACAGCGGAAAAGUGAGUGGAAGUCUUGAAACUAAAUACAAGUGGAGUGAAUAUGGCUUAACUUUCACUGAAAAAUGGAACACAGAUAAUGUGCUCAAUACAGAAAUUAAAAUUGAAGAUCAGCUUGCUGAAGGACUGGAGCUAACCUUUGAUACCUCAUUCGCACCUUCAACAGGAAAAAAGAGUGGUAAGAUCAAGUCAGCAUACAGUAUGGAUUAUGUUCAUUUGAAUUGUGAUGUUGAUUUUGAUUUUGCUGGUCCGACUAUUCAUGGAGCUGCUGUCUUGGGGUACGAGGGCUGGCUGGCCGGUUAUCAAUUAUCAUUUGAUUCAUCCAAGUCCAAAUUGACACGCAGCAAUUUUGGCUUUGGUUACACUGGUGAUGACUUUUCAUUUACAACAUUUGUAAAUAAUAAUCUUAAGGAAGGAAAUGAGGGCCAGGAAUUUGUUGGAUCCAUCCACCAGAAAGUCACUGAUAGCCUUGAGGCGGCAGUCAAUCUAUCCUGGACUGCUGGUACUGGUAAUACAUCCUUUGCUGUUGGAGGAAAAUACAAGUUGGAUGAUGAUGCAUCCAUAAGUUUGAAAGUAAAUAAUCAAAGCCAUGUAGGUAUUGGUUACACACAGACUCUGAGAGAUGACUUGGCUAAUGGUGGCAUAAGAGUUAAAAUGACUAUGUCUGCUUUAAUAGAUGGAAAGAACAUUAACCAAGGUGGUCACAAGGUUGGUCUUGGCAUUGACUUUGAAGCCUAGAUGCUUCUCUGGAAUUUAUUAAUAUGCUGUUAGGGAGGUUGUGUGAAAGACUGGUAAAUUUUGAUUAUCCAACAGCUUUGUAAAAAAAAACAACUUGGUCAUCAGUUUCAGCCAGUGCAAAAUAACAAAUUUUCUUUAAUAAAUUUUUUUAACUUGUAUCUCAUCAAUAUAUAGUGCUCUACAAUAGUUAUUGUUCAAAUUAAUUUGGCUAUCUACAGAUGAAUAAUAAAUUUUAUAUUUAACCUUCAAUAUAUUGGGCCUUUUCUGAACUUGCUGAACGGGAGAGAAAGUGAGUCAUGAUUGAUAACUACGAGUACUAUCUCAACCAACUGACCUUGUGUGUGACAGUGACAGACUUGUCUUCAGCAAGUUCAGUUUAGUGUUAGUCAUAGUCUGACAGAAGAUCUGCUGUUUGUUCUAUUUGUAUGUAUCAGAAGUCAUUGUUUGAUCAUUUUUACAUAGAUUUUAGAUAAUCCUAACAGAAAGUUUGACUGUGAUUAGUCAGAAUGUGCAGCAUUCUGUAAGAGUGAUGACAGUGUAGUCAUAAUUUGACAUUGGAUCUUGUCAAGUCAUUUCAGUGUUCUAGGACAGAAAAAAAAAGACAUUACUAUUCAGACUUUUUCAUGUGUUAGAAACUAGACUGUCACAAGAUUUGUAUAGAUCAUGUCAAAAAAGGUCAUAGGUCACUUCUGUAUAACGGAUAUGUUGGAGUCGUAAAUAAAGAUAUCCUUUUGUUA
Molecule: messenger RNA, 1795 nt
Organism: Biomphalaria glabrata
Lineage: Eukaryota; Metazoa; Mollusca; Gastropoda; Planorbidae
Product: voltage-dependent anion-selective channel protein 2-like
Exons: 12
Coding region: 168-1058 (296 amino acids)
Biological process (GO): monoatomic anion transmembrane transport
Cellular component (GO): mitochondrial outer membrane
Molecular function (GO): voltage-gated monoatomic anion channel activity
Source: RefSeq, a predicted model, not a curated record